Eruca vesicaria subsp. sativa (arugula) is the source of this 1047-nucleotide messenger RNA. The record is from the annotation of a GenBank genome assembly. NCBI's taxonomy places the organism in Eukaryota, Viridiplantae, Streptophyta, Magnoliopsida, Brassicales, Brassicaceae.
AUGGAAUCAGUCGGGUUCAAUCACAUAUCGACAUAUGUCAGUUACAGACACCAACGGCGUAUCUUGGCUCAGCCGGUGGCGGAUAGGAUAAUUCGAGCUCUACGUCAUCGGAUCCUUCUCCUCCACCGUCCUAACGCCGACACUUUUCACGUACUCGGUGCCACUUGUAACGUCUACACCGUGACGCUAGCAGCAACACCGACUUGCACUUGUCCCGACCGUAAGAAGCCAUGCAAGCACAUCUUGUUUGUCUUAAUCCGAGUUCUUGGCAUUCCCCUCGAUGAUAAGUGUCUCCAGCAAAGGAGACUCAGGCCCUGUCUCCUUUUCCGUCUAUUUUCCGCUCAGACACGACCGGAAUGUCUAGCUAGUAUCCACCUCCAGCAACGGUUUCUUCAGCUUUACUCCACCGUCAAUUCUCAUCACGGCAACACUAGCUCCUCCUCAUCCACCCGUGAACUGGAAAAUGAGAUGGAAGAAGAAGCAGCGACAUGUCCAAUAUGUCUAGACGAUAUAAACGUCAAUAGAAAUGUAACCGGUGAAUAUGUUGGACGCGAGGAGGGAGAAAGAGCGGUGGUGAAGUGUAGAGUUUGCAAGAACAAAGUGCAUGGAGAAUGCAUGCUGAAGUGGAGGACGACGAGUCGAGGACGGCGGCCGGCUAGCUGCGUGGUUUGCCGUUCACGGUGGCGAGUCAAUAGGUCUAGCAAGAGUCCCAAUGUUGUUGGUGAUAACAAGAACAACGGUGAUUGUUACUUGAAUCUUGCUCCUUAUGUUGAUGAGGAUAAUGGGGUUGGCACGAGUCAACGGCCAUGUUGAGGAAGUUGAAAGUUUGAUUGUUAUUUGAUUUUCAUUUAAAAAAUAUAAAUACAUUCAUGUAAUGAAAAAACCCAAGAUUGUAUAGUUAAUUUGAUUUAGGUGUCCUGUUGGUUGGUAAUUAGCCGUGUAAGAUCAAUCUUAUUGAAGUAGUACUGAAACCUAUAUAAAUUAAUGUCGGACGGAGCUAUACCAAAACUAUAAAUUUUUAUUAAUAAAUAAAAAUACUAAUUGAAC